CAUGCGGCGCGGCUAAAUCCAUUUAUGUUAAAGCAGUCAUUCGAUUAAGUAUAUAUUUUUAAAUUAAAAAAAUGCCUCCUAAAUUAUACGCGGAUAUUUCUAGUCCAGCUGUUAGAAGCGUUUUACUUCUAUCGAAAGCGAUUAAUCUUGAUUUAGAUAUACAAAGUCUUGAUAUUUCAACGGGGGAACAUUUAACACCAGUUUUUAUGAAGAUGAAUCCUCAACAUACUGUACCAACUUUAGAAGAUAACAACUUCAUUUUAUGGGAUAGCCACGCAAUUUGCGCAUAUUUAAUGAAUAAAUAUUCCGAAAACGACGAUUUAUACCCAAAAAAUCCAGAAUUACGUGCAACAAUCGAUCAACGUAUGCAUUUCGAUUCGGGAAUUUUAUUUCCGAAAUAUCUCGCUGUCAUCGAGCCGAUUCUUAAAGAAGGCGCAAAAAUGAUUUCUAAAGAUAAAGCGCACUCUCUUUCGGCUGCUUAUGGGAUUUUAGAAACUUUCUUGGAACAUUCCCGAUUUGUCGCUGGAAAAAAACUUUCGAUCGCCGAUUUUUGUAUAGCCACGACGAUUACAACAGCUAACGUAUUGGUUCCGGUGGCGGAAAAUCGUUUUCCCGGAAUAUCGAAAUGGUUGGCGAAUAUUAAGGAAUUGCCUUAUUAUGAAGAGGCGAAUCAAAAGGGGUUAGAUAAAUUCACUGGGUUGGUUAAGUUUCGAAUGGGGCAUUAAAUUAAUAAUAACAGUAAAAUCUCGAUAUAACGGAUCUCGU
Messenger RNA from Onthophagus taurus, 765 nucleotides. Its product is annotated as glutathione S-transferase 1-like. The record is from RefSeq and is a predicted model, not a curated record. NCBI's taxonomy places the organism in Eukaryota, Metazoa, Arthropoda, Insecta, Coleoptera, Scarabaeidae. Gene Ontology annotation, biological process: glutathione metabolic process. Gene Ontology annotation, molecular function: glutathione transferase activity.